Suillus subalutaceus is the source of this 1260-nucleotide messenger RNA. Its product is annotated as dienelactone hydrolase family-domain-containing protein. The coding region runs from base 219 to 1148 and encodes 309 amino acids. The record is from RefSeq and is a predicted model, not a curated record. The transcript has 9 exons. Gene Ontology annotation, molecular function: hydrolase activity. NCBI's taxonomy places the organism in Eukaryota, Fungi, Basidiomycota, Agaricomycetes, Boletales, Suillaceae.
CAUAAUAUUGCAGUCAUGUUCGCUUUUCUUAGUACUUCAAAGUCACUUCUAGUACACACGGAGCAGUCGGUUUGGUGCGCAGGAACGUUACAUAUGGUCUUGUACUAAGAACUCCCAAAGCGUUCCCACUGUGUCACACCAGCUUACUCUGGCAUCAAGAUUCUUAGCAACUUUGGUCAACCCCAUACACUAAGCAUCAGCGAUAUAAGUUACAGCUUAUGCAUCGCCGUAUAGUCAGCCCGUUCACCACACAUGCCGCUCGUGUUGCGUAUCCCUUCAAAAGUGGAUAUCGGUAUCGGGGAUUGGUUGCUAAGAAUAUGAAAUGUCAGCCUAUUAAAACAUUCGAUAUCAGAAGAACAUCUAGACAGUACUCUCAAGCCCUCAAACCACAUCCAAACAUGAGUUUUUGCAAGCACUGCAUCCAAGGUGUACGCCAUGAGGGUGAGGCUCUGGGCAAACUUGAAACCAUCGCCGGUGUCGAUUGCUACGUCGCUACCCCUACUGUUGACUAUCCCAAGGACAAAGUCAUCCUAUUCCUGCCGGAUGUUUUCGGUAUCGAGCUCCUCAAUAACAAGCUUCUAGCAGAUGACUUUGCAAAAAACGGCUUCAAGGUCGUUGCACCCGACUACUUAAACGGCGAUGCUCUUGCUGCUGAUGCCAUGAACUCUCCCUCGUUUGAUUUGAUGGGAUGGCUCUCCAAGCACGGCGCCGACCAGACCCGCCCGCCCGUUGAUAAGGUCAUCGCCGCACUCAAAGCGGAAGGUGUCACCAAGUUUGGCGCAACUGGCUAUUGCUUCGGCGGUCGUUACACUUUUGACCUUGCAUUUGACAACGCCAUUCAGUGCUCCGUGGUCUCCCACCCCUCGCUCUUGAAGGUCCCCCAAGACCUCGAGACGUACUUUUCCAAAUCACAGGCACCUCUCCUGAUCAACUCCUGUGAAGUCGAUCAGAUGUUCCCUAUCGCAGCCCAAGCACAGGCCGAUCAAAUCUUUGGCGAUGGGAAAUUUGCCCCAGGGUACAAGCGCGAGUAUUUCCCUGGUUGCACGCAUGGGUUUUCUGUACGUGGGGAUAUAAAAGACCCAUUGAUCAAAGCUGGGAAGGAGGGCGCGUUCAAGGCGGCCGUGGAGUUCUUCAUCGCGCACCUGUGAGCAGUCUGUCUGUUAUAGGUGUGGUACGAAUACAAAUGCAAUAUGCAAUAUGCAAUCAAAUACGAAACUAAAAUUGUAACCUGACGUGUGCAAUCGUACUACCACGUUGCUA